UGAUCGCAAAUCAUCGCAAUUCGACACACAACGUCUCAGGUUUUCUUGUUUCACCUUGUCAGUUCGCAAUCUACCACCGCCAAGAUACGCCAACCCAUGCAGCUCAAGCCCUUGCUUCAAGUCGCAGCGCUGCUGUCGGCGCUGACGCUGUCGCUGUCUCCCGUCACCGCUAAGGACUCUACAGACGCCAAGUGGCUUUGGGAGAACGAGGCCGAGGCUUUUGUGCGCUCGACUCGCAACCACGUCGCCUUCUUCGAAGACUUCCGUCCGAAUGACGAGAACCAAACGUGCUCCAGUGACAAGCACGCCACUCCUUUUAACCGGCAAGUGCGCGGUGUUAAUCUGGGUGGUUGGCUCGUAUUGGAGCCGUACAUCACUCCCUCGCUCUUCUACCAGUUCCUUAGCACGCAGGAGCACUACGGUGAUCAGGCCCCUGAGAAGACCGCCAUGGAUACAUAUACCUUCUGCACUGCGCUGGGCGACGAAGAAGCCAACCGCCAGUUGCGUAUCCACUGGGCCACGUGGGUCACUGAAGACGACAUGAAAGAACUGGCCGAGACCGGUAUCAACUCGGUGCGCAUACCAGUGGGAGACUGGAUGUUCAAUCCAUACGAGCCUUACAUCGGCUGCACGGACGGCGCCGUCAAGGAGCUGGACCGCGUGAUUGAAUUGGCCUACAAGUACAAUAUUGAGGUUCUCCUGGACAUCCACGGCCUCAUCGGUUCCCAGAACGGAUUCGACAAUAGCGGCAUGACGGCGGGUGUCAAGUGGACGUCUAUCGGCAGUACGCAACCCGUUGGCACCACGACGUUCGAGCACUGGCCGCUGCGUUCGGCUGGCUGGGCCGGCGACUUUAAUCUGAGCACCAACUCGUACAAUUCUCUUAACUAUGAGAACUUGAACCACUCGCUACACACCGUGACGACGCUGGUGGAACGUUAUGCCGAACACCCGGCCAUUAUCGGUCUGGAGCCUGUCAAUGAGCCGUGGGAACUCACGCCCAUUGACAUGUUGAAAGACUACUACUGGAGAUCCUACAAGCGCGUCAAGGCGCGUGCCCCGCACUGGAAGUUCGUGCUGCACGACUCGUUCCGCUUUGGCGUCCAGUACUGGUCGCAAUUCAUGCGCGGAUGCCCCGAUAUCGCUCUGGACACGCACAUUUACCAGGCCUGGAACAAUCCGGGCACUAAAGCGGACUUCUUCGCCAAUGCCUGUCAACAGAAGUAUACGAUCGCGGACAUGGAGAACGAGCGGAUGCCUGUGAUCGUCGGAGAGUGGUCACUGGCCACUGACAACUGCCAAAUGUGGCUCAAUGGCUUCAACGACAACCUGCCAGGCUUCCCCAAGGUGGAAUGUCGCCAAACGCCAUGCCCUGUGCACAGUAAUUACCUCGGAAUGGGUUUCCCCGGUACCCCAUUGGACGUCACCAAGCCAAUUCAAGGUCCUUACGGCACUGGUCAGUCCGGUCCGUCCUUUGGUAAAUGCCCCAUUACAAGCAACACGUCGUUUGGCCAGCAAAAUGAACAAGAAGAGCGUGAAUUCGCUCGUACUCUGAACCUCAAGAAGCUCAACGCCUUCGCUGUUGGUCACGGCUGGUACUUUUGGAACUUUAAGACGGAGUUUGGCUCGCGUUGGAACUUCCUUGACCUCGUCCGCAAGGGAGCGUUUCCCAAGAACGUGUCCAAUUAUCACCGUAAUGAGGAGGUAUUUACUGCUUGUUUGGCGGAAGACAAGGGCUCGUUCAAGUGUGCUGCCAAGCGUGGAGUGCAGCCUAUUGAUCUCUCCAACGGCCUGGACUUCGCUUGUGGGAAUCCUGACAAGAAGGUGGACUGCACGGGCUUGGAGAACCGCUUCGACACGCUCGAGGAACGCUGUGACUGGGCGUUUAACGAGUACUGGCACACGCACAGAAAGGAGGGCGCGACGUGCGAUUUUGGUGGUGCCGCUCACCUGCUUGCUGCCUCCAGACCGUCACGUGUGAAGCGCCAGGAAGCUCUCGUCACUCCCAUCGGCAAUCUGAUUCUCAUGUGGUGUCUUGGCAUCGCUGGUCUCUUUGCUGGUGUCUUUGUGCUUGUCACGCUGUACACGCGUUACCAGAGACAACGUGAGUACUCGCCCAUCCAAGAUGAGAAUGUUUAAGGCGCAAAUGCUUUGCUGUCAUCAGUUGGCUUCGAUAAUACAUUUGACAGCAGAGAAAAACUUCCUGAAAAUAUGGAUAAAUGAAAUAUCCAUUUUCCACCGUCUAGUGUGGAAUCUGUUGCUGUUGGAAGAGUUGCUGGGCUUGUUCACUGUCUGUUGCUUGCAGAGGUUUCUUGUCAGGUCGAUAGCGAAUGAAGCGCGGAAAUCGAAGUGCUAGACCUUUUCGAGGCGUGGUUGCUAUGCCAGCACCGCAAGCGUAUGAUGGGGAUUCUGUCAGUUGCGUGGCUUUGAUCUCCCAAACUUCCUCCGGUGCGAGCCAAACAUCAGGAUGGCGACUUCGAAUCGCAAUGCAUUGGUACUGUUCUGGCACUUGAUCUGUCUCGGGCAGGGCUUGGUUCUGAAGACGUGCUGCUACCUCAGAUAGUUGGGCAUCCGAGAAUCCCGUGCCAACCUUUCCGAUCGUCUACAUCAAAGAAAACCAAUUAGUCCUGUAGGUGUACGCCUCAGCGUUGAGCAUGAUUACCUCGAAUUUGCCGCUGACUGAGUUGUACGUCGCCAUGAGAAAAGAUCCGAACACUCCCGCACGCCGACCUUUACCGUAAAACGCACCGAUAGGGACCAGAUCCAGCGUGUCUGCGAGGAAGUUGCCAUUUCCACUAGCGCUCGCAGUUGACUUCUUUUUCGAUGAAGUCCUUGUGGUCGAUUCAUCCGACAAGUAAUCGUGUUUGAGCUUCAUCCACGAGUAUGAUCGUCUGCCAGCUUUAUACUCAGACUCUUCGUCAUCCAGUGCCUUGAUCAUUAAACCUUCGCAGCCGCUUGCCACAGCUUGUUCAAGACAGUUGCGAACAACUGCAGCUUCUUUAUCAUCUUCACUAUACGUAGACAUCGCAUUAUUGGAUGUCAAACUGAUGUCGACAUGCUUCACAAACUCGACGUAUCCAGGCUCCUCCUCAAUCAGAAUUUGUAGCAAGGCUCGUCGUUUGCGAAGCGGUUUCUACACCGCAGGAAACAGCAAAACAGAGCGCGUUAGAUCACCUAGGACCCUAUUCCAAACCAGAAUUUUACCAUAUAAGCCUACAUGU
Molecule: messenger RNA, 3221 nt
Organism: Phytophthora nicotianae INRA-310
Lineage: Eukaryota; Oomycota; Peronosporomycetes; Peronosporales; Peronosporaceae
Exons: 1
Coding region: 97-2139 (680 amino acids)
Biological process (GO): glucan catabolic process
Cellular component (GO): extracellular region; cell surface
Molecular function (GO): beta-glucosidase activity
Source: RefSeq, a predicted model, not a curated record